Pocillopora meandrina is the source of this 7320-nucleotide messenger RNA. The record is from the annotation of a GenBank genome assembly. Lineage: Eukaryota; Metazoa; Cnidaria; Anthozoa; Scleractinia; Pocilloporidae.
AUGACAAAGGGAAACGUCUUUCAGAAAAUGGAUCUAGAAUGUAGCGAAGGGGAUUGUGAACAAACUUGCAACGCUAAAACAUGCAAACUAAACUGCAGCGGGGGAAAAUGUAAAUUUCAGAAGUGCUAUGACAAAGGAGACGUCUGUGAAAUGGAUCUAGAAUGUAGCGGAGGGUGAACAAACUUGCAACGCUAAACAAAAACUUGCAACGCUAAAACAUGACAAACUCUGAACUGCGGAGGGGACAAUGCAACGCUAAACAGCAAUGCAAAAUGCAGAUAAAAGUAGAAAUGUGUAAUAUGCAUUGUAACGCAAUUGAUUGUACACAGACCUGCGACGCUGUCACAUGUCAUAUCUCUAGAACUUGGCCGACCAGCCCUCAAGGUUGGGUUUCAUGCUCUGGGAAUGGUGAAUAUUGUGGAAGUCUCAUGUCGUCUUUGGACUCAUAUCCUCUCACGCAGGGAAUCUUUUCUACCAACAAUGGCGGAGAUAAACGCUGCACAUGCACAAAAUGUUUAAGGGGCUUCUGCAGCUCUUCCGAUUCAUACAGGUCAGAUUUAAUUUCAUCUGCUCCGUCAACGGCGACUCAAGGUUUCUUAACUCAAAUUUCAACAGUGCAGCGAAAAGAUAAAUCUCAUACUUGGGGUGAGUAAACUUAGCGUAAAAAUUUGUUUUUUCACGAUUGAAUGUCAAUGAGUCUUAAAAUAGAAUAGCUCUUUCUUCAUUGUUCAUAUUCCAAAAUUCCUUGCGCUCUAUCAUUACUUUCCAAUUUUAGUUAAAUGUUUUUUUGACAUCUAGCUUUUACUUCAACAUACAGAACACUUGCAGUCAUCGUCGUCAUCACCAUUAUCAUUACUCUCACCAUCACCAUUGCCAUCCUCUUCAAUAUCGUCAUCAUCAUCAGGAGCAGAAGCAACAACAACAGCAGAAUCAGAAUCAAUAUCAACAAAAUCAUCAGCAUCUUCAUCAUUACAGGCAGCAGCAUCGUCGUCUCUGCCAUCGUCAAUUUGGACAUCUACGUUAGAAGUACUUAAGAAUUUGGUAUGUUUCCUAGGCUCUCCUUUUAUUUCUUUUGUAACAAUAAUUUUCAUAAUUUCUGCCAUUCUUUAACGCUUUUGUCUUUCUUUACCACAGGCAAAUGGUUCUGUUUCUAAACUUGGUGAGCUCUUUCUUCAUUGUUCAUAUUCAAAAUUCUUUGCGCUCUAUCAUUGCUUUUCAAUUUUAGUUCAUUGUUGUUUUGAUAUCUAGCUUUUACUUCAACAUACAGAUCACUUGCAGUCAUCGUCGUCAUCACCAUUAUCAUUACUCUCACCAUCACCAUUGCCAUCCUCUUCAAUAUCGUCAUCGUCAUCAGGAGCAGAAGCAACAACAACAGCAGAAUCAGAAUCAAUAUCAACAAAAUCAUCAGCAUCUUCAUCAUUACAGGCAGCAGCAUCGUCGUCUCCGCCAUCGUCAAUUUGGACAUCUACGUUAGAAGUACUUAAGAAUUUGGUAUGUUUCCUAGGCUCUCCUUUUAUUUCUUUUGUAACAAUAAUUUUCAUAAUUUCUGCCAUUCUUUAACGCUUUUGUCUUUCUUUACCACAGGCAAAUGGUUCUGUUUCUAAACUUGGUGAAAUAGAUAGCAGGAGAAAUAACUCUUUGAAGGUAUAAAUGCACAGUAUUUUUACUGGCAUCAAGACAAUUUAAUAUAGGAAAAUAUACCUCCUCAAAAGAUGAGUGGCUCAUUUGCUUAAAUGAUGUUCUGUUAAAACGCUCCUUUUUAAAUCAUACAAUAUCCAAUCAGUCCAAGUCUCAUGAUGUGCGCUUUUGUUUUCUCAUUGUGAUAACGACACGAUUAAAGUUACCUUUUUGGUCCUUAAAGGAGGCUAUGCGUGUAUUUGAAGACUUUAUCGAUACUUUUAUGAACAUCACGACACCCAUUAAAGACCAACUUAAUGAUGGAGGAGAAGAAACAAGAAGAGAAUCCAUCUUUAAGGUGGCAGUCGCCUUCGAGGAAUUUGCCCUUAACUAUGGUAAAUACCAUCUAAAUGGAACGAAUCCUUCUACAUCGAUCACAAGCCAAACAAUGGGUGAGUUAAUAUUAUUUUUUAUUAGUAACUGACCUACUGUCCAAUUGUCUACCUGAAUGGUCUUUCUGCCGCCUGGCCGUAGAUAUUAAGUGAUACAAGUGAAUUCUUGAAAGGCUCAUGGAAGCAGUUGAAGGCGCAUAAAAUUCGUCUGGCUUGAUGCAAUUAGGUGCACGAAGAAGGGUGAAGCACAGUUGACGAGAAGUGAUUUUCGUUUUGAUAAAAUUUUGUUUCAAUUUCCUCUUUUGAGUUUGUGAGUACGAUCUCAGUACAAUAAUAUAUUUCAAAUAAACCCGAAUGGCGUUUGAAAAAUGAUAGCAUAGAACUGUGUGUAGACCUUCAAGAAGAGGAUCUGCAUAUGCCACAAUCAUCUCCUUGAAUUCCAGUCAUCAUCUAACAUCUCCGCGUUCUUCUGACAGUUUUGGGUAUUCAAAUUGGCUACCGCCAUAAUGCAACUGACUUCUUCCUCAAGGGGGAAGAAUGGGAAGCCAGCAUUAACAUAUCCUCGGAUGAAUUUGCUGAAAAAGGUUUGCGUUAACCACAUUUUAAGCUCUAAAUCGUAGAAUUGCAUUUUUCCUCUUUAAUAUUUGCUCUAUUAUUUAGAACUCAUAUGGUUUUACGUAUCAGUGUACUAUUUGUCAAUCCUUAAACACCUCAAAACAGCUGAGAAAAUAUGUGCACCCCGAAUGAUCAAAAAACCUUUCGUUUAUUGCUCAGGUAAACCCAUAGAAAAUUGACGUUUAUAUUAUAAAAGCAAAAGACGUUAAACCGACGUGAUGACCCUAUUAGGAAGCUAGGAGAAUAGUCAAGUUUAGUCUGGACUGUUUGCUAAUCAUUCACGCCCAUCUCGUGAUAUAUAAACCUUAGUUGAACGUUCUCCCAAAAUUCAAAGUAGAUGAUUUCGCCCUUUAACAAGUAGAAUGUAGGGUCAAUUGCUUGAAUUAAUGAUAAUUAGUACGCACAACAUUUCUGUGUUUUCACUGACGUCAUAGGAAAGAAAAAAAGAACGAAAGCAUUUUAGUUGAUCUAUUUCAGUGGAGUCUUGGGUUCAAAUAGUUUAUUCAGAUUGAUAAAGGAACAAUGAUGUAGUUUAGCCAGUUGGAUUAUCAAAUGCCAAAAUAAAUGGGUCAAACAAAUUAUGGCCCAUACUGUAUUAUAACUUAAUAAGUUCAUUGGUGAAAGAAAGAGAGGGGACUUGAUCGAUCACCAUUUCGAACAUGUUUAUACUGAGACUAACCCCAUCGUUUGGCGUUAGAAGGACUUUUUUUCCACACUCUGGUUGUUUUCUUUGUAGGGUCGGUGAUUGUAGGGUGUGUGUACAAGGAUCUUCAUGUAUUACUGCUGAGAAAUCAAUCCACUGGGAAAGAAACUAACACUUCUAGGUGACGUUAAACGAUGAAAUAGUUGCGACUUGGUUCGUGCUUAGCGUGCAUGUAUUGAAUUAUAUGGCAUGCCAUAUCAAAUUUAACCAAUCAAAAUAAGGAGAAGCCUAUUAAGUGGUAUGAUAAGAACUUUAACAAUGAAAAAAGAAGGCCACGACUAAAGUCCAUUUUGAAGCUCAUUUGAAGAAAUUUUACUAACCGUUAAGUUUUCUCUAUCACACAAUAAACUCUCAAAGUCACACAAAAAAGUUAGUUUUCAUUAUCACCGUUUUACAUCGAAGAUAAAAAUGACAUAAAGUGUGCUUCUACAUCAUGCAGUUACAUGUAAUUGCAGUGUGAUGCUUUGAAAAACUUGAUGGCAUAGGAAAACAUUUUCUCUGCAGGUAUGUUAACACCAGAAUAAUGACGGCAGCGAUGAAUCCCAAACCUGAAAAAUUACGACGAGAUGCCAUCUUGAAGUUCAGAAACCUUCAGGUAACAGCAAAAAUACAGAAAGAUGAGCGCGUUCCAUCUGUGUCAUGUUGGAUCGAUUUAAUAGAAAUACGUGUAAACUAUAUUUUCAGGUCGUUAAAGAAGAACAACACUGCAUGUUUUGGAGUGGUUUCAAAAAUAGGUAAAAACAAAGUUAUUUGUUAAAUAUGCUUUGGAACUCCAUCAUUUUUGGGUUUAGUCCAAAGUUGAGUGUAGAAACUGGAGAUUACCAGUCAAACCCUCAUUUGCAAGGUCAGCGGUAAAAGACUUAUGGCUUUUGCUGUAAAAAUAUUGCCCAGCCGGCAAAAUGAAAUAUAUGUACGAAUAAUGGCAUGGAAGGUAACGACGUACUCGGUAAUCCGUGUAAUCGUCACCGUGGCCGUGGGCAGAGAUUGGAAAUCCGAACUAAGAACCAAUCAGAUUGUAGGAUUUGUUACCGUGCCCUCUGAGAAAGAAAAUCGUUAUUGUUAUUUCUUAUAUUGUAAUAUUCCUUUGUUUUUAGUCCAGAUGGGUUUUCAGAGGAAGGUUGUCAUGUGGAUCAUUCGAGGAGCAAUUCAGAAGAAACGGUUUGCAGUUGCAAUCAUUUGACUCAUUUCGCUGUCUUAGUUGACUUCAGCGGUAGCACUAAGGUAGCUUUAUUAAUAUUAUUAUUAUUAUUAUUAUCAUUAUCAUUGUUUUUUACUUUGUUUCCAAACUAAUAAUGGGUCCGUAUGGUUAAUUUAAGUAUUGCCUCCUCUUGCUUUGUUUUUGACGCAGCUUUCCGAGAACGACGUAGCUAUCCUGGAGAUCAUCACGUAUGUGGGGCUAAGCCUUUCCAUCAUCGGAAUACUUUCGACAAUAACUUUAUAUUCUUUCCUUACGUAAGUACUGUAAUCAAAUUAUCAGGAAGAACAUCCUUAAAUACCUUGGAAGAUGUAGUAAAUAAAUAAAGCCAGUGUAAUGUUCAUACCCCCUCUCCUCCCCUCCAAAAAAAAAGAAAAAAUAAUAAAGGGAAUGCCUUGGUGCUAGUUAGAAACUUAAUCCGUACCCAAUGUUUUGGACAUCACUCUUUAUCAGUGAUUGUCCAAGUUCAUCUGCCUGACUGCUCUCUCUUGCUUUCACUCAUUUCUUUUUUUUUUUGCUUUUGUUUUUUUGUUUGGUUUUUUGUGUGUGUGUGUGUGUUGUUGUUGCUGCUCUAAUAUCUUGAUUUUAACAGAGAUGUUCGUCAGCCUCUGUCUCAAAUACGCGUCAGUCUUGCUGUGGCUUUAGGAGCUGGACAAAUAUUUUUUCUCUCUGGAAUAAACGCCACAGAGAACAAGGUGGGAGGUUUUUUCCAUUAUUUCAAUUAAAUUAAAUAUAUUAUGAUCAAAAAAAACAUUGAAAUGACAAAAUAUUUUUUUUUCUUUACGUCUCUGUGCAGGCUGUGUGUGUCAUAGUAGCAGUUACUAUGCAGUAUCUCCUGAUGGCCGCUUUCUGUUGGAUGCUGGUCGAGGGAAUUUAUCUCUAUCUGUUUGUUGUAAAGGUUUAUAACAUUAACACCAAGAUGCACAUGUAUCACGUCAUGUCAUGGGGUAUUUUGAUUAUACAGUUGAACUAACGAUAUGCUGCUUUUAAUGGUUUUUAACUAAUUUAAUUUUUAUCUUAUUGAGUCGCCUUGAUUGGUUUAUAAUUUCGUGAUAGGUUUCCCCUUAGUUAUGGUGGCCAUUUCACUGUGCAUCGCUGCCGGAAAAGAAGGAAUACAGAGUUACACCAGCGACAAAUUGUACGAGGCGUGUGUUUUUUUCUUUUUUUCUCCUCUAUUUCUUCCCUUAAAUUGUUAAUUUUUUUCUUGAAGUUUUGAUGUUUCUUUUAAUUUGCUUUGACAGUUUUAUUAACUUUACCUCAAAGUCAUUCUCAUAACAUUUAUCCUUUCGGGACAGCUUUCUGUUUUUCGCUUGCAGAUAUGAAAUUUGAAAAUGUGAAAUGCAGAUAUGAAAUUUAUCUCCUCGUCUUCAAUUCGACAUCUCAAUCGUUCGCUGGGCCCAGUCGUGAGCUAUAGAGUCAAACGCUCGAAGAGAAAUUCCAUAUCUACGCGCGCCCGCGUAUUGUUUGCUUUGUAAUUUCUUACGAAUUACGUUGACUGCAGAUCUUAUGCUGCCAAUUUUUUUUAUUGUUUUGUUAUCUUUCCCCUUUUAAGUUGUUGGAUAUCCUCAGCAAACAAUUUGAUAUGGAUAUUUGUCACAUUUGUGAUUGCAAUUGAAGUGGUAAGUUUCUGAUUCGGCUUAUUCAAAUUGGUGAUUCUGAUAUAAGACUUGAAAUGUGUAAUAGCCUUAAUACAAGCUUUUAAUUUACCUACUCCUUUAUCAGAUCAACAUUUUGAUACUCACACGAGUCAUAAGGGAGAUCACUAGAAUGCAGCCAACAGGAGACCAGCAAAGUCAGCAGUUACGGUGAGAAAGGGCUCUUAAUUAAAUUUAAAAAAAGAGAGGGAAAAAAGUUUCCAGUUCCUGCAAGAGAUUGGGUGAAAUCUUUAAGAAUCCUUACAAUCGAAUACGUCUUACUUCCUCAGGAGCUUGUUGUUAUUAAUUAGGGAAAAGAAAUUCUGGGUACCGUAAAUGUUUGUGAGGGUGAUGUGCAAUCAAUUGAUCAACAAGUUUUCGUCCUUCAGAGUUGGCAUUAGAGCAUGCAUGGUGAUGAUUCCCCUGUUGGGUAUCACGUGGUUGUUUGGUCUUCUGUCGCCACUACACAAAGCUUUUUCCUACAUUUUUACUAUCCUCAACUCUACUCAGGUGAGUAUCAAAUAUUACCAUUUUAUAGUUUCAUACAUGAGAUUAUCCACAUUGAGUGUCGAGAUUACUUUAUAAUUAUAAAUCGUAGGGUGUUGAUGGGAUAUUUGUAAAUGUAACACACAGACAAAAGAGGAUAAAAAUUAAAAGAAAAGGAAGAAAGCGAUGCCACUGUCUAUGAGAUUCUUACAAGUCAAGAAAUAAUUUGAUUCUCUUUGUUGUUCUUUGGGACUUUAAGAAAAUAAACUUCAACAUAGGUACCCCAAGUCGCAAUCACAAAACGAAACUGGCCUGAAAAACAUUCUUUUUUUCUGUUAAAGGGUUUCCUGAUUUUCGUUCUUCACUGUGUGCGAAACAGUCAGGUAAGUUUAAUUAUACAUAUGGUGUAUAUAAUGAGGUUUUAAACUUGAAUAUACCGUGAGAGUGGUUCAUUUUCUUACUUUCCAUGUCUAUCGGUGCCUUUAUUUGUUCACUUUGCUUGUCUAUCUGCAGAUUAGAGAGCGAUUCAAAAGGAAGGUGAACACUGUUUUCCCAUCUACAAACAAUGGAAACUCCGCAAAGAGGAGCUCACAGGUUAAUCCAAGUGAUGUUGGUGAUACGUGGGUAGCUGAAUUGCAGUCUUUCAAUGAGUUUGAGGAGGAAAAACACUCAGCUUGA